AAUAAGUAACGACAGCCAUAAAUAAAUAUAAAACUUAACCCAUAAUAUAAAACCAUGGGAAUAAUAUGCCAAAUUCUGUUUCACAACAAUACGCCUGGAGUCUUCUAUGCAGGCCAAACGAUUUCUGGUCAAGUGACUUUGAGUACGGAUAAGUUGAUUCAAAUCAAAGCAAUCAAACUUAAGGUCAAAGGUUAUGCCGAGACCCAUUGGACCGAAAGCAGAACUGAUUCAAACAAUAAGUCAACUUCAGAAUCGUACAAUGGGUUUGAGAAAUAUCUUUCCAGUAAAGUUUAUCUGUUGGGAUCUGAAAUAAGCGCCGAAAUGUCUUUGGAGCCCGGAACUAGAUCGUACAAUUUUGCCUGUCAAAUUCCAAUCAACUGUCCUUCCUCGUUCGAGGGGACACAUGGUCGUAUACUUUAUAUGGUGGAUGUCAAUAUAAUACAGCCCUGGAAGUACGACAGUCUCUUUUCAAGACCAUUCACUGUAAUUCAAGUGAUGGACUUGAACACCUAUGAGUCCGUUUCUCAGAUUCCAGUGCAGGCCAGGACUGAGAAGACCUUUGGGGUCUGGCCCUUUAAAUCGGAUCCGCUGACUUUGGAGCUGAAUUUGCCGCAGACGGGCUUUGUGCCCGGACAGACGGUUCCCGUAAAUGUUUUGGUGGGCAACGAAAGUAAAAUCCGGGUGUACGAAGUAAAGGUUGGCCUCUCCAUGAUGAUCACCUACUACAGUGACCUGAGUUCGGGAACCAAUAGUGAGCGAAAAUCCGUGGCCAAGCUGAAGGCAGAUGGUGUUAUGCGGAACUCUCGGAAGAUGUACGACUUCCAGCUGCUAAUUCCCUCCACUCCGCCCUCCUGUUUCCAUUUGUGCCGCAUUAUCAAGAUCGGAUACCAGAUCGAAGUUGUGGCCAAGGUGAAGGGCAUGCACAUUAACGGAACUCUGGUAAUGCCGGUGACUAUUUGUGGAGUUCCGAUAGCGCCGCAAAUGGUGCAAUAUAUACCAGAGAAUUCCGGCCCCCCGGUUCCGGAGCAAAGGGCUUUGACUUUGGUUGAGGGCGAUGGUGCUUGUGCUCCAGCUGCUCCGCCAUAUCCCUGGUCAGAUGGUUCCACCUUAGCACCACCUAGCUACGCUGAGGCCAUGCACACCUUUACCGAUCCAGAGAAGUCCAGACCAGGACAGCAGGGUUCCGAAAAUGUGGAUGAAAAGCACUUUAAGCCCCUUUAUCCUGUCUUUAAUGUGCCCACUCAGAGUGAUGAAAAGGCGGAAAAAGCUGUUCUGGACAAAGAGGACAAAAAGUGA
Drosophila takahashii is the source of this 1296-nucleotide messenger RNA. Its product is annotated as arrestin domain-containing protein 2. NCBI's taxonomy places the organism in Eukaryota, Metazoa, Arthropoda, Insecta, Diptera, Drosophilidae. Gene Ontology annotation, biological process: protein transport. Gene Ontology annotation, cellular component: cytoplasm. The record is from RefSeq and is a predicted model, not a curated record.